This is a messenger RNA of Hibiscus syriacus, 378 nucleotides long. RefSeq lists its product as uncharacterized. Bases 1 to 378 code for a protein of 125 amino acids. The record is from RefSeq and is a predicted model, not a curated record. NCBI's taxonomy places the organism in Eukaryota, Viridiplantae, Streptophyta, Magnoliopsida, Malvales, Malvaceae. The transcript has 3 exons.
AUGUCACCGUUUAAGCUGGUGUAUGGGAAGGCUUGUCAUCUCCCGGUUGAACUUGAACAUAAGGCGUACUGGGCUAUUAAGCAAUUGAAUUUUGUGUCUCAACUAGUUGGGGAGGAGAGAUUACUAGAGCUUAAUGAAAUGCUUAAACUUUUUCAUGGGAAGCUUAAAUCUCAAUGGUCAGGGCCAUUUGAGGUGCAUUAUGUCUAUCCCCAUGGUGCCGUUGACAUCAAGAAUAUAGACGAUGGGACGAUUUUCAAAGUCAAUGGCCAGCGUCUGAAAGCUUAUAAUGGAGUUCCUCCACUAUACAACAAGGCAAUGUUGUAUCUGCACGAUGCUGAAGGAUCACAACACUACAGCCGUGCAAAGAGCAGUUACUAA